Molecule: messenger RNA, 759 nt
Organism: Impatiens glandulifera
Lineage: Eukaryota; Viridiplantae; Streptophyta; Magnoliopsida; Ericales; Balsaminaceae
Product: ring-infected erythrocyte surface antigen-like
Exons: 3
Coding region: 1-759 (252 amino acids)
Source: RefSeq, a predicted model, not a curated record
AUGGAAGAGUCCUCCACGGAGAAGAGAUUGUAUAGUGGGGAUGAUUUUGAACAAAUUGACAAUUCAUUCGAUGAUUUGUUUGAAGUAGUUACUAAAGGGGGGAGAAAGAGAAAGAGGAAGGAUGAAGCAGAAUUAGAUGAAGAUGUUGAUGAAGAUCAAGAUGAAGAACCUACUACUGUCCAACCUUCUAAGAGGAAGAUGAAACUUGAAUAUGAUGUAGCUCCCAUCAAAGCAGCCAACAUUCAUCGUAGGCAACCUCCCCUAUUCUCCAACCAUGUGACCAACCAUACAGCCAUAGUAACAGCUAAACUAGAUGAGAAGACCUACCAGGAGAAUGAGAAGGUGAAUGAUAUGGAUGAUGAUAAUGUAGAUUCAAAUAUUGGAGUCAUUUUGCAGGACAUUGUUGAGAAUAAUAUAGAGAAGAAGGAUUUGAUUGAGAACAUUGUUGAAGAGGAGGACAUUGAGAAGGAUCCGAUUGAGAACAUUAUUGAAGAGGAGGACAUUGAGAAGGAUCCAAUUGAGAAUAUUUUUGAAAAGGAGAACAUUGAGAAGGAUCCGAUUGAGAACAUUGUUGAAGAAGAGGACAUUGAGAAGGAUCCGAUUGAGAACGUUGUCGAAGAGGAGGACAUUGAGAACGUGAAUGAGAAUGAAGAAGUGGAGAAGAAAGAAGAAGUGGAGUACGUUGAGAAGGUGAAUGGGAAUGAAGAAGUGGAGAAGAAAAAAGAAGUGGAGAAGAAAAAAGAAGGAUCCGAUGAAUGA